Molecule: messenger RNA, 361 nt
Organism: Thelazia callipaeda (thelaziosis nematode)
Lineage: Eukaryota; Metazoa; Nematoda; Chromadorea; Rhabditida; Thelaziidae
Source: the annotation of a GenBank genome assembly
UAUUAUUAUGAUAACGACUAUACGUUUGUUUUUUUAGGAAAUUGAAUUUUGCGAUGCUGAAAUUGCAAAGAAAAAAGAAGAAAUUGAAGCAUACAAAAGAUUGCGAAAAAAUGUCGGAGACCUUCCAAAGAAACUCACAUAUAAUGUCAAUGUUCCAAUUAGUAAAGUAGGUUUCAUUCCUGGUCGUCUUGUUCACACCAAUAAAGUAAUGGUUUUACUUGGUGACAAUUACUUCGCAGAAUGUUCGUGUUUUCAUGCAUGUUCAAUUAUUGAACGCCGAAUAUUGUGUACGUUUAUUUAUUUUGAAAUAUUGGUUACACGUUCAAAUUACAUUUUUUUAAAUAAUUUAUUGGAACAAUGA